Epinephelus lanceolatus (giant grouper) is the source of this 1680-nucleotide messenger RNA. It is a transcript of the gene lrrc75a, whose product is annotated as leucine rich repeat containing 75A. Lineage: Eukaryota; Metazoa; Chordata; Actinopteri; Perciformes; Serranidae. The record is from RefSeq and is a predicted model, not a curated record.
GGAGCAAGUUUACAAAAGCAGAAAACUACACUUCAACUUCUUGAUGUUUUGGAGUGUUAUCUUGUUUCACUCUCUGCUCUGUGUCACUGGGUGAUGAUGAGUAUUGUUCCUGAGCAGUUUGGGAUCUUAUUGCUCUCACUGCUUCACACAUCAGCCCCAAACUGCAGAUGUGAUCAGCUGCAGACAUUUUGAUGAGCAAAGCAUCUCAGACAUUAAUCAGACGUGCCUCUGUGGGACCGGCCUUGUUCUUAUCAAAGUUCACGUUAACGCAGCACCAUGGGCGCCAAGCAGACCAAAGGCCAGGAGCCUGGAGGGGCCAGCCCUCAGCACAGCUGGAAGCGAACGCCCACCAAGGAGCGAGGAGACAUCUUGGCCUCCCUCAUGCUGAAGUCAGGGGACCGACUGAGCCGUGGUGGGACGCCGCCGCCCUACCAGCGCCGCAUCGGUAUGAUCCAGGAGAUGAUGCUGAUGGCCAAGCAGGGGAAGCAAGACGAGGCCACGGAGAUGCUGAAGACACUCCGACAGGACCUGGGCAUGGAGUCAACAUCUCUGGAUGAUGUGUUGUACCGCUACGCCAGCUUCAGAAACCUGGUUGACCCCAUCACGCAUGACCUGAUUAUCAGCCUGGCACGAUACGUCCACUGCCCCAAGACGGAGGGCGACUCUCUCGGGGCGAUGGAGAAGGUCUGUCGUCAGCUGACCUAUCAUCUCAGCCCCCACUCUCAGUGGAGGAGACAGGGCCUGCUCAAGAGGAAACCUCAGGCCUGUUUGAAGGCGGUGCUGUCGGCCCCUCUGUCCAGCGGAGCAUUGGAUCUGUCCGGUAUCCCUCUGGUGCCUCGGGACAUGGAGCGUCUGUGUGCUCACCUACAGCGCCACGCGUCCAUCGUGGUCAGCCUGGAGCUGGGCUUCACCGAGCUGACGGACGAGGCGUUCCUCCUGCUCCUGCCCACGCUGGCCGCGCUGCCACACCUGGAGACUCUGGCUCUGAACGGAAACAGGCUGACCAGAGCUGUUCUGAAGGAGCUGACGGACGCCCUGAAGGAUCCCGGCAGUUUCCCCAGCGUGACGUGGAUCGAUCUGGGCAACAACGUGGACAUCUUCUCCCUGCCGCAGCCCUUCCUGGUCAGCCUGAGGAAGCGCUGUCCCAAGCAGGGGAACCUCCCCACCAUCCUUGAGUUCGGAGAGAGUCAGGCCAGCGACCCCCCCGAGAGGCUGAGGGGGCUCGGGGAAGAGGAGGAGACGGACGACACCAACCGGACUGAGAGCAUGGGAGAGCUGCGGUCGGAGGUGGAGGAGGAGCUGGACGGAGAGAUGGAGAUAGAGGAGAUGAUGGAGGAGCUGCUGGACUUUGACAGGGAGGUGCAGGGGAAGGAGGAUGAGGACGAGAGCAUGUGGACAGUGGAGGAGCAGAGGAGGCGGGUGAGGAGAGGGGAGGAGAAGAGGGCAGAGAAGGAGGCGGAGAAGGAGGUGCAGAGGAAAGAGCAGCGGCGGGCAAAGAAGGCGGUGAUAGCAGACGAUGACGACGACACACACAGCCUCUCCUCCCACCUGUCAUGCUCCAGCCAGUCACAACACUCCUCCGGGGCCGUUGAGCCAAUGAGAGUGGAGGAGGAUGACUUAGACGAGGCGACGGACCAAUCGGACCACUUGACCUGAUUGCUGCUCCCUCUUCUGCUCAUG